Messenger RNA from Microcebus murinus (gray mouse lemur), 3578 nucleotides. NCBI's taxonomy places the organism in Eukaryota, Metazoa, Chordata, Mammalia, Primates, Cheirogaleidae. The record is from RefSeq and is a predicted model, not a curated record.
UGCCUGAGGCCGAGGCGCAGGGCACAAUGAGAGGGCGCAGGCUCAGGAAGCAGGACUUCCUAGAACCCCCGGACAUCCAAGGACGGAGAGGGCCGCUGCAGGGUGGCGCAGCUGGUUCCAACAGGCAUGUCUUGAGCACCUGCUGCGCGCAAGGUGCCAGGACACCUGAAGUAGCUGCCCUCCAAGGGCCCUUCCAACCCUCGGCCUCCCCACUGGAGACCCCACAGUGGACUUCCAUGAGCAGCGAGUGCGUGGUGGGCCCAAGCGUGUCACCGCCCGGCCUGGCCAGGUCUCCGAGGGAGCGGCAGCCCCAGGGGACUCCCGGUGGGGUUUGCGGCACCCCCGCUGCGUCCCUGGGCAGCAGCCUCUGCGCCCACCCCCGGCAGCCAGGCCGCCCUGGCGCUGCCGACCGGGCGCCUCACUAAACACAGUGGGGGUAGCAGCCGCGUGUUGAGCGCCUACUACAUGCCAGGCCUGUUCUGGGCACUGGGGACACGGCGUGAGCAGAGUCACUGCCCUCCUGGGGAGUUUAGGGCCAUGCUUGGUGCAGAUGGGACCUCAUGGCUACUCAAAAACACACUGUCCCCAUUUUACAGAGGAGGAGAAGGAGGCAGCACGCAGACACGAGUCUUCCCGAGGGAAUCUGGCCUCACCUGUGUAGCGCUGUCCCUGUGCCUGAACCCUCCGCUGACACCAUCCCUGCUUAGCCCCUUCCUCGGCCCCCACCUCAGGAUAAACUCACAGCCCCUCUGUGAGGCACAACUUUCCCUCACGUGUGCGCCGGCCUCUCUCGGGCUCAUGUCUCAUUUUCCACCCCACACUCUGUGCUCCGUGUGCUCAGCAGCCCACAGGUCCUCGAAUGCUCCCUCUUGCAUGGCUUAGGGCUUUGCACUUGCCAUUCCCCCUGCCAAAAGGCCUUUCCUACCGUGCCGUGGCUGACCACUGGUGCCACCUCUUCCGGGAAGCCCUCCCCGACUGCCCUCUGACAGCGCCUGAGUCAUUGUACGCGUGCCAGCUCCCAUCUCUCCUGCCUGCUGCAAUAUUGAUUCUCCGCGCGACUACAGCAAUGGCCAGGCUCCUGCCAUAGCUCAAAACACCAUGUGCUGCUCCUUUGUAGGACGAUGAGCAUUCAGAUUACCUAGUCAUUGGUUCAGUGUCCAACGCCUCUACUCUAUGAGGUCCAAGAAGCACACGGGUCCUAAUGGGCUCGGAACACUGUGCUACGUAAGGAUAUGCUCAAGUUAUUAAUACUAUUAUUCCCGAUGGGGACACAGGCUGAGAAGGGCUGGGAUUUACCUAAGUUCCUGCAGCAAGCUGCUGGGAGCCAGAAUGAGGGGCAGUGGAGCAGCGUUUGGAAGCAAAAUUCUGGAGCCAGAUUGCUUGGGUUCAAAUCCCAGCUUCCCGACUCACUUGGGCAAGUUAGUUGACUCUUUGAGCCUCAGUUUCCUUGUCUGCACCAAGGCGACCUCAUCUUAGAAGAGUGCCUGGUGCGUGGUGUGCACUUAGGAAUCAGGUAGUUGCAGUUCUCAUUACCCAACCUGCCUGACUCCCUGCCCAGGGCCAUGCCUGCCCUCCCAGUUCCUUCCUGCCCCACCCGUCACACUGCAGAGGAAGACACCCAUGAAACGCACAGCCUCAGGGGAGAAACUGCAGGAGGAAGCUUCUCCCCAGGGUGUCACCACGCAUGUGCGGAAACGACUUUGAGCAGCUUCCGGAUGACGUUGCCAUCUCGGCCAACAUCGCCGACAUCGAGGAGAAGAGAGGCUUCACCAGCCACUUUGUUUUCGUCAUCGAGGUGAAGACCAAGGGGGGCUCCAAGUACCUCAUCUACCGCCGCUACCGCCAGUUCCACGCCCUGCAGGGCAAGCUGGAGGAGCGCUUCGGGCCCGAGAGCAAGAGCCCCCUGGCCUGCAGCCUGCCCGUGCUCCCAGCCAAAGUCUACGUGGGCGUGAAGCAGGAGAUCGCCGAGAUGCGGAUCCCCGCCCUCAACGCCUACAUGAAGGGCCUCCUCAGCAUGCCCGUCUGGGUGCUGAUGGACGAGGACGUCCGGAUCUUCUUUUACCAGUCGCCCUACGACUCAGAGCAGGUGCCCCAGGCGCUCCGGCGGCUCCGCCCGCGCACCCGGAAAGUCAAGAGCAUGUCCCCGCAAGGCGCUGGCUUCGACCACAUGGCAGCUCCGCGAGCAGAGGCCAUGUUUGACUUCACUGGGAACAGCAAACUGGAGCUGAAUUUCAGAGCUGGAGACGUGAUCUUCCUUCUCAGUCGGAUCAACAAAGACUGGCUGGAGGGCACUGUCCGGGGCGCCACCGGCAUCUUCCCGCUUUCCUUCGUGAAGAUCCUCAAGGACUUCCCCGAGGAAGACGACCCCACCAACUGGCUGCGCUGCUACUACUACGAAGACGCCAUCAGCACCAUCAAGGACAUCGCCGUGGAGGAGGACCUCAGCAGCACUCCACUAUUCAAAGACCUGCUGGAGCUCACGAGGUGAGGGGCUGUGGGGGAGGCAGGGACCCCGCAGGAGAGAAGGACCGAGUGUUAGUGGCGAGCUGCUCGGUGCUUUGCGCCACGGCCCAGCCCUGCAGGUCGGGUGCCAGCUCCCCGGGUUGGAGACGAGCCCGGAGCUGCGGAGAGGUAAAGAGGCCUUAGCUGAGGCCAUGCAGUUCAUGACUCUAGGCCUAGACCUGCAACUACAGCCCAAGUCUCUCUGGCUAGAAGCCUUGGACUUGGACCCUCCACCCUUGGGGAACUCACUACCUGCCAAGGUCCACGUUGUUGUUGGGCAGUUAUCCUACAGCACGGUGAUAGCACUGAAACAUGUCUACUAUGAAAGUCAUACCUACUCAUUACAAAAAGAAGAAAUGUCAGUAAUCACAUCAGAAAGAUAUAAAGAAGUGAAAUCACCUCAUGCUUUUACUCCUCUCAUUCUUUGAUGUACAUUCAGAUUGCUUCAGUACACACACACACGCACAUUAUGUUGGUGACAGGGAACCCUUCUGUGGCUGCACCCUAAUUAAUGUAGCCAUGCCCUUUUGUUAGGAUUUCUUGCACUUUUUUACUGCUGUGAACAACGUUGUUAUGACCAUCUUUGUUCACCUAUUGGAUGACUUGUCUGAUUUCCUUGUGAUGAUUUUCAAGAAGUGGAACUUUGGGAUCAAAGUGUUUGCAAACCUGUUAGGUUUCUGGCCCAUUUUGUCAAACUCCCUGUAGAAAGUUCAGAUCAAGGUUGACGCUUGCCAGCCCGGUGGGAGAAGGCCAUCGUCCUCACCCACGGCGCACAGUUCCAGCCCGACCACGCUGUCUCCAUAGCCUCACGCGGUAUCUCUCUGGGCUUGCCUCCGCCCUGCUCUGUGCCCGGCCACGCCCGAUCCUCUGCCUCGCGCACGCAUUUAUGCACAAGACGAUGUGCAUAAAGGGACUAUGUGAAAGUCCCUUCUCUCCUUUGGGCCUCGGUUUCCCCAUCUGUACAAUGGGAGGUGCGACUACUUGGGUGAUAAGGGCUUAUGUCAAGCUCUGAUCUGACCUUUUUUUUUGAGACAGACUCUUACUCUGUUGCCCGGGCUAGAGUGCCGUGGUGUCAG